Molecule: messenger RNA, 954 nt
Organism: Daphnia pulicaria
Lineage: Eukaryota; Metazoa; Arthropoda; Branchiopoda; Diplostraca; Daphniidae
Exons: 4
Coding region: 41-886 (281 amino acids)
Source: RefSeq, a predicted model, not a curated record
ACAAAGUUUGGUAUUAGACCACCACACAGAACAUCAGAAUAUGACUGCGAAAGAGUCACUCUUACCCCAACAUGUGGCACGACAUGAAGACCAAUUUCAGACCACACCUUAUCUUUUAGAAAGUCAGGAUAUGUAUUGUCCCACUAUGGAUUCGCAGCAAGUGCAUUCACAACCACUUUACGGUGAUAGUCAGAUGUUACCCAAUUCUAGUGUUGUGGAUGACACUGAAAGCAUUCCAUUACGAGGAGGGUUUGCUACAAGUACUCAGAACGACCCGGGUGUCUCUCAACCGUUUCACACUUUUCACUUCACAACGAAAUUGUGUACUACUGGUGUGCCAUUUGAAAAACAAAGCGAGCCCAGCACUUGUGAGGCAUCACCAUCAAGCUCAGGCAACCAAGAACGAAUCUGUGACUCUUCAGAAGAAGAAAGCUCUGACCAAGAAAAGGCUGGUGAUAAAUCAGGGAUCACAACAUCAAGCGAACAUGAUGAAGCUUCUUGCCAAAACUCGAAAGACAAUCCAUUUCCUCCACUAACCAUCCCAAGUUAUGGCCCUCUACCAUGGCAAUUCAACGACAUUUUGGUGCAUGCAAUAGAAACCAACACGCUAGCACAUCAUGAAAGUCGCUUUACGCGUGCGUGUGGUAGACAACUGUUAAUGUUGAGACCGGAAAAACGCACUAAAUCCGAGUACAAAAUCUACAGUAAAAUGAUUGUGGAUAGAUUCCCACAUUUUCAACACGAGUGCUCCGAUAAUGGGAACUGGGUUGUUUUUAAGGACAAGCUUACAAAAAUAAUUGGAAACUACCAAAAUGCUUUAGCUCAUGGAGACGAACACAAAAAGAAACGGCUUUCAAAAAAGGGAAUGACAAAGUUACUGUCGUGAUUCCUGAUAUGUCUCCCACUGAUGUCGAAGAACGAAACGCUUUUCGUCAAAGAAGAGAUAAAAUUCAU